CCAGAACAAAUAUACUUUACAGGGUAUUUGUUGUCAGCGAUACAUAAACUUGACCGAUUCUCUCUUCCUUCGAGUCGCUGGUGGAUUUUUGAACAGGAGAAGUUCACUACUGCGCAUGCGUCGAGUGUCCGAUAUGGCUGCGCCCUUCUGCAAGGUGGUGUUUUUUGAAUUUACGAAUGGAAUUUGUCUGUCUGGGUUCUAGAUGACGGAAAUUUGCAUUAUCGCCAUAAAUUAUCAUCAUCUCCGUUAAUCAAUUUCGGCGAUUUGAACGUUCGUUUUUUUCGCGAGAUUGCUUGUUUAUCUGUAGUUUGUAUUAUGUUCCCUAUUUCGGUCUCAUCUUAAUUUGCAAAUUGUUACCUGGCGUAAUUCCACCAACUGCUAAGAAUGCGCAGAAUCCUGAUGGUAGUGACUGGUUCUGAUGUGAAAUAGAGACAUCAUUCAUUCAAUCAUGUUUUUCAGAAGAGCUAUUCACCUCCUACGUGUAGAAAAGGAGUCUGCCUUAAACUUGCUCACGAGUGGUUUUAAAAAUGAUUCAAGUUUAAUUAAAUAUAGUAGGUUUCAUAAUCACUACGUCAGAACCACAAGGCUUUUUCACACUGGCAGCAGGUUGAACCUGGCCAAGUUAUUAUCCCUGAAUGAAUUAUUCUCCAGGAGGUCCCUGCUAGACUACCUGAAAAAGAUUGACUCAGACUAUAGCGAUUUGUUGAGCGCGGUCAACUGCGAUGAUCAGGAGCAGAGCAGUGCUGAGGAGUUAAGGGGCAAGAGGACCAAAGUGUCCCUCCUGGCUCCCCUUAUUCAAACCAUCAGGGAGUUGGACGCCAAGCAGAAGGAGAUGAUCGAGAUGGAGGCACUUCUUAAGGAUGAAGAUCUACGAGAAAUGGCUGAGCAGGAGAAGGAAGGCUAUUUGCAAAACAUCCACGAUCUGAGGCAGAAGAUAUUAGAUCUUUUGAUCACAGAGGAGGAGGAUGAUCUGAGUGAACUUGUGCUGGAAGUGACAGCAGGAGUUGGCGGACAGGAAGCCAUGCUGUUCACUGCUGAGCUGUUUGACAUGUAUGAGGGCUUCGCUCUGCACAACGGCUGGUCCUUUGACGUUCUGGAACACAUGAACAGUGACCUAGGUGGACUGCGUCACGCCUCUGCGAGCAUCAGCGGCUAUCAGAGCUACAAGAGGAUGAAGUUCGAAGGCGGCGUUCACCGUGUGCAACGGGUUCCCAAGACUGAAAAGCAGGGCCGCAUGCACACCAGCACCAUGACUGUGGCCGUGCUGCCCCAACCCACUGAGAUCACGUUCACAAUCAACCCAAAGGACCUGAAGAUCGAAACGAAGCGGGCAAGCGGCGCGGGGGGUCAACAUGUCAACACCACAGACAGCGCUGUCAGAAUAGUACACCUGCCCACUGGUGUUGUAGCGGAGUGCCAGCAGGAGCGGUCUCAGAUAAAGAACAAGGAGAAGGCCAUGAAAGUUCUACGGGCAAAACUUUACAGCAUGAAGGUGGAGGAAGAGACCAGCAAGCGCUACAAUCAGCGCAAAGUGCAGAUCGGCACCAAAGGCAGGUCCGAGAAAAUCCGCACGUACAACUACGCCCAGGAUCGCAUCACUGACCACCGGAUCGCUAUGACGCUGCACGACAUCAAGACGUUCUUGCUGGGAGAGGAUCUGCUGGAUAAGAUGAACUCCUCCCUGCAAGAAUUCUCCAACCAAGAAGAGCUCAUUGAACUUCUGGAGCAAAAUGGCUAUAAGGAAGGAUGAUCAUGAAUUUGGACCAACUGUCUAUUUAUCAAAUCAGUGCCUGAAAUUCACUUUUCAGGCUGUGGGUAUUAAUAGUCUGCUCCUACACUCAUCUGUGAACAAUUUUAAUGGGAUUUGGGGGUUGGAUUGCAUUGUGAUUAGGAAACGAAAAGUCAGCCCCAAUGCUAAGAUGAUAUGUUAUCAGCAUAUUGAUCAUUUCUAACACCAUUUCAUGAUGGAAAUUGCUG
Messenger RNA from Hippocampus zosterae (dwarf seahorse), 1977 nucleotides. RefSeq names its product mitochondrial translational release factor 1-like (gene mtrf1l). Gene Ontology annotation, molecular function: translation release factor activity. The coding region runs from base 449 to 1750 and encodes 433 amino acids. The record is from RefSeq and is a predicted model, not a curated record. NCBI's taxonomy places the organism in Eukaryota, Metazoa, Chordata, Actinopteri, Syngnathiformes, Syngnathidae. Gene Ontology annotation, biological process: translational termination. The transcript is spliced from 8 exons.